GCGGGGGUGGGGAAAGCUCCGGCGGCCGGCUUGCCUUUCUCCGUCGCUGCUGGUUGGAGCGUUUCAAUAAGUCUCUUUUCUCUUUCGCUCGCUCUCCUCCCGGGAACAAGCGGAGGCGUCAAGCCGCAGUCACCGAGUGAGAAAGUGACGCUCACGCAGCGAGCGAAGCAGCUGUCCGCGGUCUCCUCGGCUCUCCACGGUCCGGCCCCAGAGCCCGGGGAGAAGGAGGAGCCCGCGUCCGGCUGGGCCACCUCAGCCCGGAGUCAGCGCCUCUGCGCCCGCCUCGCUCCCGCCCCGGCUUCUCCGAGGGGAUUAGUGGGCCGCCCGCGCGGCUCCGCAGUCCGGGAGCCAUGUUGACCGGGGGGCUUAGUAACGCGUGAGGGACUCCUGGCCCCUCCCGGAGGCCCCGGACCCUCGGCAAGAGCCGGAAGGCGGCGACGGCGGAGGCCUGCGCCUCGGAGGCGCCUAGGGUCGCUGGGCGGCUGGGACACGGACCUGCAUCCGGUCGCGGCGGGCGUCAGCGGAGCCGCUUUCCCUCCGCGCCUCGCCUGGCCCAGGGACUUGGCCCCCGCACUUGCUGGAUUUUUCAAGCCACAUUAAAUUGAUAGGAUGAAAAAAUUUAAGAGGCGGCUAUCCCUCACGCUUCGAGGAAGCCAGACUAUUGAUGAAUCAUUGUCUGAAUUGGCUGAACAAAUGACUAUUGAAGAAAACAGCAGCAAGGAUAAUGAACCUAUUGUGAAGAAUGGCAGGCCACCAACGUCUCACAGUAUGCAUUCCUUCCUCCACCAGUACACAGGGUCUUUCAAGAAGCCCCCAUUGCGGAGACCACACAGCGUUAUUGGAGGAAGCCUUGGCUCCUUCAUGGCAAUGCCCAGAAAUGGAAGCAGAUUAGAUAUUGUUCAUGAAAAUUUAAAAAUGGGGUCAGAUGGUGAGAGUGAUCAAGCUUCUGGGACAUCAUCUGAUGAAGUCCAGUCCCCUACAGGUGUUUGUCUUAGAAAUCGUAUACAUAGACGAAUCUCAAUGGAGGAUUUAAAUAAGCGAUUAUCAUUGCCUGCAGAUAUCAGAAUACCUGAUGGAUAUCUUGAAAAGUUGCAGAUAAACAGCCCACCAUUUGAUCAACCAAUGAGUCGACGGUCUCGUAGAGCUUCUUUAUCAGAAAUUGGGUUUGGGAAAAUGGAAACCUACAUCAAAUUGGAAAAGCUUGGAGAGGGUACAUAUGCAACUGUAUAUAAAGGCAGAAGUAAAUUGACAGAGAACUUGGUGGCAUUAAAAGAGAUCCGUUUGGAACAUGAAGAGGGUGCACCCUGCACAGCUAUUAGAGAAGUUUCACUGUUAAAGGAUCUAAAACAUGCAAAUAUAGUUACGUUACAUGACAUUGUUCACACAGAUAAAUCUUUGACUUUGGUCUUUGAGUAUCUGGAUAAAGACCUAAAACAGUACAUGGAUGACUGUGGAAAUAUCAUGAGUAUGCACAAUGUAAAGCUAUUUUUAUACCAAAUUUUACGUGGUUUGGCAUAUUGCCACAGAAGAAAGGUGUUGCACCGAGACUUGAAACCACAGAACCUCCUCAUUAAUGAAAAAGGAGAAUUAAAGCUAGCAGAUUUUGGACUAGCCAGGGCCAAGUCAGUUCCCACAAAGACCUACUCAAAUGAAGUUGUCACACUGUGGUACCGGCCUCCUGAUGUGCUUCUCGGUUCCUCAGAGUACUCAACACAGAUUGACAUGUGGGGUGUUGGUUGCAUUUUCUUUGAAAUGGCUUCUGGAAGACCGCUAUUUCCAGGAUCAACUGUGGAAGAUGAACUGCACUUAAUUUUCCGACUGCUAGGAACUCCAUCUCAGGAAACUUGGCCGGGUGUUUCUUCAGAUGAUGAGUUCAAGAACUACAACUUCCCAAAAUAUAAACCACAGCCUCUAAUUAACCAUGCACCUAGGUUAGAUUCUGAAGGAAUUGAAUUGAUAACAAAAUUUCUUCAGUAUGAAUCUAAGAAAAGGGUUUCAGCAGAAGAGGCCAUGAAACAUGUGUAUUUUCGAAGUCUGGGACCAAGAAUACAUACCUUAUCUNUAGGUGUUUCAAUAUUCAGUUUGAAAGAAAUUCAGUUGCAAAAGGACCCGGGUUUUCGAAAUUCUUCUUAUCCAGAGACAGGACAUGGGAAGAACAGAAGACAGAGCAUGCUCUUUUAAGUCUGAUAACAUGAUUUCAAGCCCAGCCCCCCAGCCUUUCUUAUCAAUCAAGGACUCAGAUCUGAAGGCAGUUAUUUCUUUUGGUGGACUUGGAAUCUCCAUUUGUCGACACUGUCCUCUUCACAGUGGAGUCUUUUUAUUUCAGACCUACAGAUUGUUUUUAUAUUUGUUGUCACAGUGUGACAAUUUUUUUGUACAGUUGGUUUUAAAGUCUCCUCUGCCGUUAGAGCCAGUAGGUUACAGCUAUUGAUGUAACUGUAGCUGCAGUUUUUGUGCAGGACUGAGAAACACAGUGCAUUAUUUAUUGCAGAAUCAUUGCUGCUAAAUAACUACUGUCUGUUUAUUUAACACACCAGUUGAAUGCCUGAAGAAGUUGCAGUGGCUUUAUUAUAUGUGAAUGCAUCUGUUUCUCCUCACAAAUUGUUUGACUGCUGCAUUUUUUGUUCGUUUGUUUGUUUUUAAAAUUAAACUGCAGUGUUUCCUGGAAUGUAAAUUUAGCUUUGCUUAACAGUAAAAUAAGUGAGCCAUCUUGAACACUCUGAGUUCAUGCUAUAUAAUUUCUUAUUGAAAAUUGGCAGAUAGAGUAGUUAAGAGAUUGAUAAGCACAUUAUGUUUAGGAAAGCAUGUGAUGCAGAAGGUAAUUCAAGCAAGUGAAUACCAGACAUUUUGGGGAUUUCUCGUUAGACACCAGUAAUCACAGCACCAGAAUUAUUUAUUUUUAUCUAUUCCUCAUUUUAGAAAUAUCUACUGCAUAUUACUGGAUAUUUGUAUACUAAUACACUUAACUAAUUUUACAUUGUGCUUUAAUUCAGUUGAAACUAAACUAUACAAGUCCAGUCAAACAUGAAAGGUCUUGCUCUUGUUUUUUUAAAUACAUUACUUUUUUUUUUUUUUUUUUU
Messenger RNA from Trichechus manatus latirostris (Florida manatee), 3080 nucleotides. It is a transcript of the gene CDK17, whose product is annotated as cyclin dependent kinase 17. Gene Ontology annotation, cellular component: cytoplasm; nucleus. Bases 610 to 2181 code for a protein of 523 amino acids. The transcript is spliced from 17 exons. Gene Ontology annotation, biological process: protein phosphorylation. Gene Ontology annotation, molecular function: cyclin-dependent protein serine/threonine kinase activity; ATP binding. The record is from RefSeq and is a predicted model, not a curated record. Lineage: Eukaryota; Metazoa; Chordata; Mammalia; Sirenia; Trichechidae.